This is a messenger RNA of Colius striatus (speckled mousebird), 1978 nucleotides long. RefSeq names its product chaperonin containing TCP1 subunit 7 (gene CCT7). The coding region runs from base 77 to 1711 and encodes 544 amino acids. Gene Ontology annotation, cellular component: chaperonin-containing T-complex. Lineage: Eukaryota; Metazoa; Chordata; Aves; Coliiformes; Coliidae. The record is from RefSeq and is a predicted model, not a curated record. Gene Ontology annotation, molecular function: ATP hydrolysis activity; ATP binding; ATP-dependent protein folding chaperone. Gene Ontology annotation, biological process: protein folding. The transcript is spliced from 12 exons.
GCGGGAAGCUUCUGGGCGGGCGCGGUGCAUUGUGGGGUGCGGCCGUGUGUGAGGCGCCGCCGCGAUCGCAGCCGGGAUGAUGCCAACACCAGUUAUCCUGCUGAAGGAGGGGACAGACACCUCCCAGGGCAUCCCUCAGCUCGUCAGCAACAUCAAUGCCUGCCAGGUCAUCGCAGAGGCCGUGCGCACCACGCUGGGACCCCGGGGCAUGGACAAGCUCAUUGUGGAUGACCGGGGCAAAGCCACCAUCUCUAAUGAUGGUGCCACCAUCCUGAAGCUCCUUGACGUUGUCCAUCCCGCUGCGAAGACGUUGGUGGACAUUGCCAAAUCUCAAGAUGCAGAGGUUGGUGAUGGUACCACAUCUGUAACUCUGCUCGCUGCUGAGUUCCUGAAACAAGUGAAGCCCUACGUGGAGGAAGGGCUCCAUCCUCAGAUCAUCAUCCGUGCCUUCCGCACCGCCACGCAGCUGGCUGUAAACAAGAUCAAAGACAUUGCUGUUACUGUGAAGAAGGAAGAUAAAGAUGAGCUGAGGAGCCUGCUGGAGAAGUGUGCAGCCACAGCCCUGAGCUCUAAGCUCAUCUCCCAGAGCAAGGAGUUUUUCUCCAAGAUGGUUGUAGAUGCUGUCAUGAUGUUGGAUGACUUGUUGCAGCUCAAAAUGAUUGGAAUCAAGAAGGUGCAAGGAGGUGCUUUGGAAGACUCCCAGCUGGUGGCUGGGGUUGCCUUUAAGAAGACCUUCUCCUAUGCUGGCUUUGAGAUGCAGCCCAAGAAGUAUCAGGCUCCCAAGAUCGCGUUGCUCAACGUGGAGCUGGAGCUCAAAGCUGAGAAGGACAACGCCGAGGUCAGAGUAAACACCGUGGAGGAUUACCAGGCCAUCGUGGAUGCAGAGUGGAACAUCUUGUAUGACAAACUGGACAAAAUCCACAAGUCAGGAGCCAAAGUUGUCCUGUCCAAGCUCCCCAUUGGUGAUGUGGCCACCCAGUACUUCGCGGACAGAGACAUGUUCUGCGCCGGCCGUGUGCCCGAGGAGGAUCUCAAACGAACCAUGAUGGCCUGUGGUGGGUCCAUCCAGACCAGUGUCAAUGCCCUGUCAGAUGAUGUUCUGGGCCGGUGUGAACUCUUUGAGGAGACUCAGAUUGGAGGAGAAAGGUACAACUUCUUCACAGGCUGCCCCAAGGCCAAGACUUGCACCAUAAUCCUGCGGGGAGGGGCAGAGCAGUUCAUGGAAGAGACAGAACGAUCCCUGCACGAUGCCAUCAUGAUAGUCAGGAGAGCAAUCAAGAAUGACUCAGUUGUUGCUGGUGGUGGUGCCAUAGAGAUGGAGCUGUCCAAGUACCUUCGGGACUACUCCAGGACCAUUCCAGGGAAGCAGCAGCUGCUGAUCGGGGCUUACGCCAAAGCCCUGGAGAUCAUUCCCCGCCAGCUCUGCGACAACGCCGGCUUCGACGCCACCAACAUCCUCAACAAGCUGCGGGCCAAGCACGCUCAGGGCGGGCUGUGGUACGGGGUGGACGUGAGCCGGGAGGACAUCGCGGACAACUUGGCGGCGUGCGUGUGGGAGCCGGCGGUGGUGCGCAGCAACGCGCUCACGGCCGCCUCCGAGGCCGCCUGUCUCAUCGUGUCUGUGGACGAGACCAUCAGGAACCCUCGUUCCAGCGCCGAGGCGGCGCCUGGCGCCCGCGGCCGCCCCCGAGCCCGACCCCACAACCACUGAGAGCCGCCCCCUGCUGCACCCCUCCCGCAGCCAGGGCUGAGCAGAGUCCGUGUGGAGCUUCCAGUUCCCAGCUGGGGGUUUGGAGGGCUCUGGGGCACCCGCCGGCCUCGUGGCACUGAGUCAGCCUGGGGGCUGCUCUGUGUUCCCCCCGGCACUGACCCCUCCAGCCAGUGCUGGGCCUUCUUCCUAUUUAUACUCCUCCAGUUGUUUGGUUCCUGUCUGCUGGGGUUUUGGAGCCCAACAAUAAAAGAUGACUUUGUUUCCAUG